Aureobasidium vineae is the source of this 2459-nucleotide messenger RNA. NCBI's taxonomy places the organism in Eukaryota, Fungi, Ascomycota, Dothideomycetes, Dothideales, Saccotheciaceae. The record is from the annotation of a GenBank genome assembly.
ACAUGACACGUACCACGGGAACGUCAGGAGCCCUGCUGGUGCAUGAGCUCGAGGAAUCAUGGGAAUUCAAGCAGACCGACUUGAACAAUUGGAUGCCAGUGAAGACUGUACCGACGAAUGUACAUCUCGACCUGAUCGCGAAUGAUCNNAUCCCGGAUCCUUUCCUCGGCUUCAAUGAGCUCAAGUGUGAAUGGGUGGCCGACAAAAGUUGGACCUACAGGACAAAGCUUCCAGAUGUUGGUCCUUCAAGAGAUGGCCAGAUCCAUGAGCUCGUUUUUGAUGGCCUUGACACGUUCGCGUCGGUCAAGGUCAAUGGCGAGGUUGUUCUGGAAAGCGACAAUAUGUUCAUUCCCUAUAGGCUUGACGUCACAAAAAGCNUCAAGGACGGCAGUACCAACAUACUAGAGAUCGACUUUCGUUCGGCACUGUUGGAAGGUCGCAAGAUCAAGGACGCUCACCCCGAACACAAAUGGAUAUGGCCAGGCUUGCUACAAGAAAGGCUCAAUACCAUUGUCCGUCUGGAGACUUCGCACGCUCGAAUCUCGGACAUGCGAGUGGACUACGACCUCAAUAAAUCUCUGGACGACGUCGUAGUCAAUGUCUCUGUCUCCACCGAGCGCUCUUCCGAGGCCGAUGUCAGAAUUGCAAUUCGGUCUGGCAAGGAUAUUGUCUUUGAGAAGACUGUAUCUGUUGACAGAAAAGGGAUUGCCAAGGCAGACUUUCACAUCGCUCAACCCAAGCUAUGGUACCCUCAUGGCUAUGGCGAACAGUCAUUGUAUACCUGCGAGGCUGUGUUGGUCUUGAACGGGCAUAAUGUGCACUCUUGCAGCAGAAGGACUGGAAUCCGUCGCGGCGAGUUGAUACAGGAGCCAGAUGAGAUUGGCAAAACAUUCUUCUUCAGGAUCAAUGGCAUUGAUGUGUUCUGUGGCGGCUCUUGCUGGAUACCCGCUGACAGUUUCACGCCUCGAAUCACGAAAGAAAAGUAUCGAUCAUGGCUGCAAACGCUUGUCGAUGGAUACCAAGUCAUGAUCAGAAUCUGGGGAGGAGGUAUCUGGGAAGAGGAUGUCUUCUAUGACACCUGCGAUGAGCUCGGUAUCCUCGUCUGGCAAGACUUCAUGUUCGGUUGUGGCAACUACCCUGCUGCCAUCAAAGAGUUCAGAGACUCCGUCGAGGCCGAGUGUGUUGCGCAAGUCAAGCGCAUCCAUCACCAUCCAUCCAUCGUCAUUUAUGCUGGCAACAAUGAAGACUACCAGGUGCAGGAGCAAUGCGGCCUAAUAUACGACUACGCCGACAAAGACCCCGAGAAUUGGUUGAAGACUGACUUCCCUGCAAGUUGCNUUCCGGAAGUCAUUGCCUCGCACUCGCCUCAUGUACCGUAUCACCCAGGAUCGCCAUGGGGAGACGGCCUCAUCUCAUCUGAUCAAACCGUCGGCGACAUGCAUCAAUGGAAUGUAUGGCAUGGCACUCAAGAAAAAUACCAGAUCUUUGAUACUCUCGGUGGCCGUUUCAACAGCGAAUUUGGCAUGGAAGCAUUUCCCCAUAUCGACACCAUCAAAUACUAUGUCACCGAUCCAGCCGAGCUCUAUCCUCAAUCACACAUGAUUGACUUCCACAACAAGGCUGACGGACAUGAAAGAAGAAUUGCAACCUAUCUGAUCGAGAACUUCCGAACGACGGACACCAGUCUCGAAGCAUACAUUCAUCUUACGCAACUCAGCCAGUCAGAUGCGCUGAUGUAUGGUUACCGUGGUUGGCGGCAGCAAUGGGGCCAAAAGCGACAUUGCGGUGGAGCGCUCGUAUGGCAGCUCAAUGACUGUUGGCCCGUCACGUCAUGGGCAAUCAUCGACUAUUUCCAGCGCAAGAAGCCAGCUUACUAUGCUAUGCGAAGGGUUCUGGCUCCUAUCGCUGUUGCGGUCAAGCGUGCACAUCAUGAUUGGAGUGUCGUACAUGCCCGACCCGCCAAAACAAGCUCAUAUGAGUGUUGGGUAUCGAGCAACAGCACCAAAGAAGUAACAGCAACCAAGGUGGAGCUCAAGUUUAUCUCCAUUGCUACUGGUAAGGAGAUCAAAGCAGCUUUGGUCAAAAAGAAUGUGAAGAUCACGGCAAAUGGCACGACGAACAUCUUCGAUGGCGAGAUAAACAAUGAGAAAGAAGAACCGCACGUCCUGGCGGCGAGGAUCUGGAUAGAUGGACAGGAAGAUGUUGUGUCGCGAGACGUUGACUGGCCCCAACCACUCAAGUAUCUGAACAUGGAAGAAAGAGGUGUCAAGGUGGUCUUCGAUAAGGGUAAGAUCACAGUGACAUCAGAGAAGCCAACCAAAGGCUUGGUCUUUGAGGAACGAGAAGGAGUUCUUGUGAAUGACAGUGCCGUGGAUAUUGUGCCUGGAGAUGAUCAGGUCAUCACAGUCAAGGGAUUGAAGCCCGGUGAUCCGCCAUUGAAUUGGCGAUACUACGGACAG